Messenger RNA from Diaporthe citri, 552 nucleotides. RefSeq lists its product as uncharacterized. Lineage: Eukaryota; Fungi; Ascomycota; Sordariomycetes; Diaporthales; Diaporthaceae. The transcript is spliced from 2 exons. The record is from RefSeq and is a predicted model, not a curated record. The coding region runs from base 1 to 552 and encodes 183 amino acids.
AUGGCGCUUCGACGGCGCAGAAUCGCCGAGUUUCGCCUCCUGGAGGGCGAUGACACGGGACAAACGGACACGUGCUCGCUCGAAGACGACGAAAUUUACCUUGAAUACCCUAAAGAAGACAGUCUUUCCCUGAUCGGCCGAGAUUCCCAGUGGGCUGAAGCCGCAAUCGAGCCGUCCGCGGACAGAAAGUGCGCCUUUUACGUCUACAAAUGGGGAACCAAUUUCACUGAUGGUGAUGACUUCGUCGAUGUCUGGAGCCAUGGCCGACUGCUUGUCUCUGUCAGACGUCUGGAGUAUGGCGAUGGACAGAUUGCGAUCGGCACCACCGACAUCAAGAAUAUCUUAGCGGCCAUCGACAAGAAGGAGAGCUUUCGUGGCGAGUCAAACGCAGUGAAGAGACUACCCAUCUUCUCAGGACUCAUGACGUUCAUUGGCCCAAAUGAGUGCGACGUCGACCUUGAGUGGAUUGUUUGGCUGGAUGAAGUCCACGACCAGUCUAGAACUGGUACUUCUGGAGGCGACAUGGAUGAGAUCGUCGUGCAAGAAUCAUGA